GCCGCAGUUACCGCGUAAGCCUCUGGGCUUCUCGGCGCGACCGCCGGCUGCCUGAGAAAGCCGGCGCUGCGCUUGGCCUCGGCUUCCCGGCCGAGAGUGGUGAGGCAGAGGCCGGGGAGGCGGGAGGCCCGCGGGGCCCGGGCGGGAGGCGAAGACUCAUGAAAUGGCCACAGAUGACAAGAGUUCCCCGACACUGGACUCUGCUAAUGAUUUGCCUCGCUCUCCCGCCAGUCCUUCUCACCUCACUCACUUUAAACCCUUGACUCCUGACCAGGAUGAGCCCCCCUUCAAGUCAGCAUAUAGUUCUUUUGUAAACCUUUUUCGCUUUAACAAAGAGCGGGGAGAAGGGGGCCAAGGAGAGCAGCAGUCUCCGAGUUCAAGUUGGGCCAGCCCUCAGAUCCCUUCAAGAACACAGUCUGUGAGGUCGCCUGUACCUUAUAAAAAACAGCUUAAUGAGGAGCUCCACCGGCGCUCUUCAGUGUUAGCAGAGAACACUUUGCCACAUCCUCAGGAGAGCACAGACUCCAGAAGGAAAGCAGAACCAGCCUGUGGAGGUCAUGACCCACGUACAGCUGUUCAGCUUCGAAGCCUCAGCACAGUAUUGAAACGCCUCAAAGAAAUCAUGGAAGGAAAAAGCCAGGACAGUGACCUGAAGCAAUAUUGGAUGCCAGAUAGCCAGUGUAAAGAGUGCUAUGACUGCAGUGAAAAGUUUACAACAUUUAGGCGCAGACACCAUUGCAGACUGUGUGGGCAGAUUUUCUGCAGUCGUUGUUGUAAUCAAGAAAUCCCUGGAAAAUUUAUGGGCUAUACAGGAGACCUCCGAGCAUGCACCUACUGUAGGAAAAUAGCCUUAAGUUAUGCUCAUUCCACAGACAGUAAUUCCAUUGGGGAAGACUUGAAUGCUCUUUCAGAUUCAACUUGCUCUGUGUCUAUACUUGAUCCAAGCGAACCUCGGACACCUGUUGGGAGUAGAAAAGCCAGUCGUAACAUAUUCUUAGAGGAUGAUUUAGCCUGGCAAAGUUUGAUUCAUCCGGAUUCCUCAAAUAGUGCUCUUUCAACAAGACUCGUAUCUGUUCAAGAGGAUGCUGGGAAGUCUCCUGCUCGGAACAGAUCAGCCAGCAUUACUAAUCUGUCACUGGAUCGGUCUGGUUCUCCUAUGGUUCCUUCAUAUGAGACAUCUGUCAGUCCCCAGGCUAACCGAAACUACAUUAGGACCGAGACGACUGAGGAUGAACGCAAAAUUCUUCUGGACAGUGCUCAGUUAAAGGAUCUGUGGAAGAAAAUCUGCCAUCACACCAGUGGGAUGGAAUUUCAAGAUCACCGUUACUGGUUGAGAACACAUCCCAACUGCAUUGUAGGAAAGGAAUUAGUCAACUGGCUAAUCAGAAAUGGACACAUCGCUACAAGGGCACAAGCUAUAGCAAUUGGACAAGCAAUGGUUGAUGGACGUUGGUUGGAUUGUGUUAGUCAUCAUGACCAGCUUUUCAGGGACGAAUAUGCGUUGUAUAGACCACUUCAGAGUACAGAAUUUUCUGAGACACCUUCUCCAGACAGUGACUCCGUGAACUCUGUGGAAGGACACUCCGAGCCAUCCUGGUUUAAAGACAUAAAAUUUGAUGACAGUGACACAGAACAGAUUGCUGAAGAAGGUGACGAUAAUUUGGCUAAUUCUGCCAGUCCUAGCAAGCGCACCUCAGUCAGCAGUUUCCAGUCCACAGUGGACAGUGACUCAGCCGCUUCUAUCAGCCUGAACGUGGAGCUGGACAACGUGAACUUCCAUAUCAAGAAGCCCUCCAAGUACCCACAUGUGCCCCCUCACCCUGCUGACCAAAAAGAGUAUUUGGUUUCUGACACUGGAGGACAGCAGCUCUCAAUAAGUGAUGCCUUCAUCAAAGAGUCCUUAUUUAAUCGACGAGUAGAGGAAAAAUCCAAAGAGCUGCCUUUUACCCCUUUGGGCUGGCAUCAUAACAACCUGGAACUCUUGCGAGAGGAGAAUGAGGAGAAGCAAGCCAUGGAAAGGCUGCUUUCAGCUAAUCAUAACCACAUGAUGGCCCUACUCCAGCAAUUGCUUCAAAACGAGUCAUUGUCAUCGUCUUGGAGGGACAUCAUUGUGUCACUAGUCUGCCAGGUUGUUCAGACAGUCCGACCUGACGUCAAGCACCAGGAUGAUGACAUGGAUAUCCGUCAGUUUGUCCAUAUCAAGAAGAUCCCAGGUGGAAAGAAAUUUGAUUCUGUGGUUGUCAAUGGCUUUGUUUGUACCAAGAACAUUGCACAUAAAAAGAUGAAUUCCUGUAUUAAAAACCCCAAAAUCCUUCUGUUGAAGUGUUCUAUUGAGUAUCUCUAUAGAGAAGAAACUAAGUUUACCUGCAUUGAUCCUAUUGUGCUUCAGGAAAGGGAAUUCUUGAAGAAUUAUGUUCAACGAAUAGUUGAUGUUCGACCCACAUUGGUUCUUGUUGAGAAAACCGUGUCUCGGAUUGCUCAGGACAUGUUACUGGAACAUGGCAUUACUCUGGUCAUUAAUGUAAAGUCACAAGUUUUAGAAAGAAUCAGUCGAAUGACCCAAGGUGAUUUAGUGGUGUCCAUGGACCAGCUGCUCACCAAACCCCACUUGGGCACUUGCCACAAAUUUUAUAUGCAGAUAUUUCAGCUGCCUAAUGAACAAACCAAAACACUGAUGUUUUUUGAAGGCUGUCCACAGCACCUAGGCUGCACAAUCAAGCUCAGAGGAGGCUCUGAUUAUGAGCUGGCUCGAGUUAAGGAGAUCCUAAUAUUUAUGAUCUGUGUAGCUUAUCAUUCUCAGCUAGAAAUCUCUUUUCUCAUGGAUGAGUUCGCUAUGCCUCCAACGUUAAUGCAAAGCCCUUCGUUCCAUCUUCUGACGGAGGGACGGGGUGAAGAGGGAGCCUCUCAGGAGCAGGUCAGUGGCAGCUCCCUUCCUCAGGAUCCUGAGUGCCCUCGUGAGGCCCUGUCUUCUGACGAUAGCACUUUGUUGGAAUCAAGGACUGUGCUAGAGAAGGGUGAACUAGACAAUAAAAGUAUUCCACAAGCUGUUGCCUCUUUGAAGCAUCAAGAUUAUACCACCCCCACUUGCCCAGCAGGUAUCCCCUGUGCUCUCUUUGCAUUGGUACCAGAGUCAUUGUUGCCUCUCCAUAUGGAUCAACAGGAUGCUGUAGGAAAUGAACAACCAGAGACAUCACAACAAACAGAUGAGCAACAGGAUCCCAAAAGCCAGAUGAAAGCUUUUAGAGACCCUCUACAGGAUGACACCGGAAUGUAUGUUACUGAGGAAGUCACCUCCUCUGAAGAUCAACGAAAGACUUAUGCCUUGACAUUUAAACAGGAAUUAAAAGACGUAAUCCUCUGUAUCUCUCCAGUUAUUACAUUCCGUGAACCUUUCCUUUUAACUGAAAAGGGGAUGAGAUGCUCAACUCGAGAUUAUUUUCCAGAGCAGAUUUACUGGUCUCCUCUUCUCAACAAAGAGGUGAUGGAAAUGGAGAGCAGGAGGAAGAAACAGCUGCUCAGGGAUCUCUCUGGACUUCAGGGCAUGAAUGGCAGUGUUCAGGCCAAGUCUAUUCAAGUCUUACCCUCACAUGAACUAGUGAGCACCAGGAUUGCUGAACAUCUGGGUGACAGCCAGACCUUGGGUAGAAUGCUAGCUGAUUAUCGAGCUAGAGGAGGAAGAAUUCAGUCAAAACAUUUGGACCCUUUUGUCCAUUCAAAAGAUGCAUCAUGUACUUCAGGUGGAAAACCAGGAAACAAAACUGAGAGUGAUGAAGAGAGGGGAUUGAUCCCAAGUGAUGUAAUAUGGCCAGCAAAGGUGGACUGUCUGAAUCCUGCUAACCACCAGAGGCUCUGUGUGCUCUUCAGCAGCUCUUCUGCCCAGUCCAGCAAUGCUCCCAGUGCUUGUGUCAGUCCUUGGAUUGUAACAAUGGAGUUUUAUGGAAAGAAUGACCUUACACUGGGAAUAUUUUUAGAAAGAUACUGUUUCAGGUCUUCUUACCAGUGUCCGAGCAUGUUCUGUGACACCCCCAUGGUUCAUCACAUUCGACGCUUUGUUCAUGGCCAAGGCUGUGUACAGAUAAUUCUGAAGGAGUUGGAUUCUCCAGUGCCUGGAUAUCAACAUACAAUUCUCACAUACUCCUGGUGCAGAAUCUGCAAACAAGUAACACCAGUUGUUGCUCUUUCAAAUGAAUCCUGGUCUAUGUCAUUUGCAAAGUACCUUGAACUUCGAUUUUAUGGCCACCAGUACACACGCAGAGCCAACGCUGAGCCCUGCGGUCACUCUAUCCACCAUGAUUAUCACCAGUAUUUCUCUUAUAACCAGAUGGUGGCAUCUUUCAGUUACUCUCCUAUUCGGCUUCUUGAAGUAUGUGUUCCACUACCAAAAAUAUUCAUUAAGCGUCAAGCCCCACUGAAGGUAUCUCUUCUUCAGGACCUCAAGGACUUUUUUCAGAAGGUUUCACAGGUGUACCUAGCUGUUGAUGAGAGACUUGCAUCCUUGAAAACGGAUACAUUUAGCAAAACCAGAGAGGAAAAGAUGGAAGAUAUCUUUGCACAAAAGGAGAUGGAAGAGGGUGAGUUUAAGAACUGGACAGAGAAGAUGCAAGCAAGGCUCAUGUCUUCCUCUGUGGAUACCCCUCAGCAACUGCAGUCCAUUUUUGAGUCACUGAUUGCCAAGAAGCAAAGCCUCUGUGAGGUGCUCCAGGCGUGGAACAGCAGGUUGCAGGACCUCUUCCAGCAGGAAAAAGGUAGAAAGAGGCCUUCAGUUCCUCCCAGUCCUGGGAGACUGAGACAAGGUGAAGAAAGCAAGAUAAAUGCAAUGGACACAUCUCCAAGGAAUAUUUCUCCAGGACUUCACAAUGGAGAAAAAGAGGAUCGCUUCUUGACAACCCUGUCCAGCCAGAGCUCUACGAGCUCCACCCACCUCCAGCUGCCCACUCCUCCCGAGGCCCUGGCCGAGCAGGUAGUGGGAGGGCCGACUGAUCUGGAUUCAGCCAGUGGUUCUGAAGAUGUAUUUGAUGGUCAUUUGCUGGGAUCCACAGACAGCCAGGUGAAGGAAAAGUCAACCAUGAAAGCCAUCUUUGCUAAUUUGCUUCCAGGAAACAGCUACAAUCCCAUUCCAUUUCCUUUUGAUCCAGAUAAACACUACUUAAUGUAUGAACAUGAACGGGUGCCCAUUGCUGUCUGUGAGAAAGAGCCCAGCUCCAUCAUUGCUUUUGCACUCAGUUGUAAAGAAUACCGAAAUGCCUUAGAGGAAUUGUCCAAAGCGACUCUGUGGAACAGUGCUGAAGAAGGGCUUCCAGCCAAUAGUGCUUUAGAUAACAGACCUAAGAGUAGCAGCCCUAUUAGAGUACCUGAAAUCAGUGGAGGACAGACAAACCGCACAGGAGAAGCAGAACCUCAGCCAACCAAAAAAGCUUCAGGCAUGUUGUCCUUCUUCAGAGGAACAGCAGGGAAGAGUCCUGACCUGUCUUCUCAGAAGAGGGAGACCUUACGUGGGGCAGACAGUGCUUACUACCAGGUUGGGCAGGCUGGCAAGGAGGGGUUGGAGAGUCAAGGCCUGGAGCCUCAAGAUGAAGUAGACGGAGGAGAUACACAGAAGAAACAACUCACAAAUCCUCAUGUGGAACUUCAAUUUUCUGAUGCUAAUGCCAAGUUUUACUGUCGGCUGUACUACGCGGGAGAGUUCCAUAAGAUGCGUGAAGUGAUUCUGGGCAGCAGCGAGGAGGAUUUCAUUCGCUCCCUUUCUCACUCAUCUCCCUGGCAGGCCCGGGGAGGCAAGUCAGGAGCUGCUUUCUAUGCCACCGAAGAUGAUAGAUUCAUUCUGAAGCAAAUGCCUCGUUUGGAAGUCCAGUCUUUCCUUGACUUUGCACCACACUACUUCAAUUAUAUCACAAAUGCUGUUCAACAAAAGAGGCCCACCGCCUUGGCUAAAAUUCUUGGAGUUUACAGAAUUGGCUAUAAGAACUCUCAGAACAACACUGAGAAGAAGUUAGAUCUCCUUGUUAUGGAAAAUCUUUUCUAUGGGAGAAAGAUGGCACAGGUUUUUGAUUUGAAGGGUUCACUUAGGAAUCGAAAUGUAAAAACUGACACUGGGAAAGAGAGCUGUGAUGUGGUUCUGUUGGAUGAAAACCUCCUAAAGAUGGUUCGAGACAACCCUCUCUAUAUUCGUUCCCAUUCCAAAUCUGUGCUGAGAACCUCCAUCCACAGCGACGCCCAUUUCCUUUCCAGCCACCUCAUUAUAGACUAUUCUCUGCUGGUUGGGCGAGAUGACACUAGCAAUGAGCUUGUGGUUGGCAUCAUAGAUUACAUUCGAACAUUUACAUGGGACAAAAAACUUGAGAUGGUUGUGAAGUCAACAGGAAUUUUAGGAGGACAAGGUAAAAUGCCAACUGUGGUCUCUCCAGAGUUGUAUAGGACUAGAUUUUGUGAAGCAAUGGACAAGUAUUUCUUGAUGGUGCCAGACCACUGGACAGGGUUGGAUCUGAAUUGCUGAAAUCACACAGAUGAUUUGAAAAAGACUGUGAACGAAAGUGGAUCUGAAGAAGAAACCCAAACUCUAUGAUGUUUUGUUUCUCUGUCAUAUAUACCACUGAACACAAAGACCUUUCAGUUCUGUGAGUGUCUAUAGAUUGGCUUUAGACUGUCCAUGACUGCAGGGUACUAGACAGGUAGACUGUCUAGUAGACUGUGACUGUCUAGUAGACUAUGACUGUCUGGCAUCACAUUUGUUAUUUUUUUCCAUGAGAAGGCACUUGCAGACCUUCUUGGUUUGGUAUAUGUUUCCUGUGUAGUGACUUUAUGUUUGUUCUUAUAAUAUCUGAAACAUUUAGGAAAAAUCUGAUUUAUUCCAUUAAUGGCCAGUUAAACAGAUUGGUGCUUGCUUUAUUAGGAAUUUGACUUAAAUUAGGAAUCCUGCCAUAAUCUAUAUUCUCCAACUGUUUUGAUGCUUUCACAUUCUACCUUCUAUGCAGGUGACAACAGCCUUUAGUCCUUAGCUUGAGAGCCUUUCUUAGAACAUUUUAAGGAGCUUGUUUAAAACAUUUGUGUAAUGUGCCAAACAGCACUUAAUCUGCACGUGUGUUCAUAGUCUAGAUUUACCUCUCAUUUGGGGCAAGCAAAAUAAGCAGGAAAUGAAAUUGUAGUCACUGAAGCCCUGAGUGAAGAAUUAAUAAGGAAAGCUUUUUUUUUAACGGCAAAGAGAAACUAAGUGAGAAUCAAAAAUGUGGGUAUAUGUAUUUGUAAAGUAUCUUUUAACACUACUAGCAGUUAGGUGGGAUUUGUAAAAUUUUAAGUUUCCAUCACACUGACCAGUGCUUCUGAGAAAUGCUGAGAGGUAAAGUUACUCCUACUUAAGGAGUAGUUUACUAGUCAGCAGUCUCACCUAAAACAUGACCAGAAACCCUGAACUGUGAGGAGAUGCUUUCACCCCAUAAUAUGCGAGUGUUUCUCUUGCCUUUUCUGUAACAAGGAUAUUUGGACAUUUAUAAAGUUGUAAGAAUUCCAUUUUAUUCAGACUUUUUAUCUAAUAGCAUGUUAAUAUUCGCAAAGGGCUGGAUGGACGCUGCUACAGAGGACAGUCUGCACCCGAGUCAGCACAGUGUGGCAGGUUUGCUGUAGACAGUGAAGCAGUAGCUGGCUAUUGGUUACUUGUUGAGUGUGUGGCUAAACAAGGCUUAUGUCUGCCUGAUGUUAGGCCUCGGCCUCUUCAGUGCCUUGGAAAGAUGCACCGAACACUGAAGAGUCCAGCUGUGAUGUUAAAGAUCAGUAAAGGAAUGUAUAGAUUUGAAGAUUGCUGGGGUUGUGUUGUUUCUGGUUUUCUCUUUAGUUUCAGUCCAGUGUGUAUCUGAGCUGAGCUCCAGGGGAGUAACUCCUGACAGUAACAUGGCGUGUCCAUCUUCUCUUGUCCCUGAUUGAAGAGCAACUUUGCUUUUUAAAGUAUUGUUUAAAGUAAGUAAAUAUUGAGGUAUUUUGGUGACUUUCUGAAGCAAGAGUUUCUGCUUUGAUAGCUUGAUUUGUUUUUUGUUUUUUUUAAAUUAAUGUCUGGCUGGUGUUAAUGAAGGGGAAACACAUAAUUGAACUGUUUUGCGUGGUACAAAUGUGUGACUCCUGGCUGCUUGUGUUUAGCAACUGCUGUGUAUAUGUGUGUGUAUAUAUAGUGUUCUCAGUGCUUUGAAUCGAAUGGCUGUUGUCCUCCUUGACUCCCUUUCAUGGCCUAGAGAAUAUUAAUGCUGAAAAGCUGUGAAUAAGGAAGAAAUCUCAUGCUCAAAAUAUGAAUUCCAAAGUAGCUGAUAGUAACAUGAGAAAAUUAUGCCUAUGUGUUGCUGUGUAUAAAAAUCUUGUUUAUAAAUAUGAAAAAUUUUGAUGACGUAAAAUUUUGUUUAAAGAAUAGAGUUUGAAUUUUUCCUGUCUGCCUGAGAAAAGAAAGCUGAAAUAAGCUGGAGAGCCCUUUUGUAGUCUAUUGAGUACUUACAGAGUCUCAAGAUUUCCUACGGAAGGACAGAGCAGGGGUUUUCUAGCUUUGACAUCUAUGUAUGUAAUGGGGUCACUCGUGAGCAUUGGCUUGAGGUGACUUUGUGGUGGAUGGCUUCUUGGCAUGUUAGCCAUUGGCACUGGGCUUCUGUAGAAGUGCCAAGGAGGUUAUCUGCCUGUGGCAAGUCAUCUAAGUUUCAAGUGUGAAAACUAUUGUGAGCCUGGGACCGAGUCUUCCUAGGACACCCAGUUUCUAAAGUGACUUAUGCAGUAUUCAAACCUUCUGUGCAAUGCCUUUUUUGGGUUGUUUUUGUAACAGGUUCAGUGUAUUAUAGGAAAAAAAAAGGAAACUACAAUCACAAGCAGUUUUGUUUAAUGCUGCUUUGUCAGUUUUGUAAAAGAAAAUGUACAUAAUGUCUUUCAACAGGUUUUAGACUAGAGGAAAUAACAUUGUAAAUCACAGUAGCCUGAUUUAAUAGUAAAAGUACUUAAUGUAUUAUAAUGUGUAUAUUUCUCUAACUUUGUUUCCAGCUGUUUUAUAUGAUUGACAUGUUAUUUAAAGAUAACUACCAUAGCUUCUUAGAGACUUGUACUGUAAAUAAAGAGGACCUUCAAUAAACUGGAAUUUACUUACUCUACUAGAUUUCAGAUCUGUUUGAGGAAAUUAACAAAGUGAGAGAAAGUUGAACUCAACUCUGUUGACCAGGCUGGCUUCAAACUCACAGAAAAGCACCUUCCCCUAUGAGUACUGGGAUUAAAGGCAUGUGUCACCACCGCCCGGCCCUUAGCCUUGAAUGACUAGUAAUGCCCAUCGCUGUAUGGGCCUUCCAAUGUUUAGUUUUCUUGAUAAAGCAUUCAGGGAAGUGAAUCCCUUUUCUGUACAAAAUAAUCAGAUUGUGUGGGUGGAUGGUACACCAUCAUUCAUUAUUUUCUCCUAUCAACUUGAAGACAAAUACUGUACUGGCUGAAACUGAAACCAUCUUGGUGGUACUCAUGGUUGUGGUCUCUAGGCCACGAGGCCCACUUUCCCUUAGAUUCAUGAGGGCAAAGCUGAGAGAGAGAGAGAGAGGGGAGAGAA
Mus caroli (Ryukyu mouse) is the source of this 9547-nucleotide messenger RNA. RefSeq names its product phosphoinositide kinase, FYVE-type zinc finger containing (gene Pikfyve). NCBI's taxonomy places the organism in Eukaryota, Metazoa, Chordata, Mammalia, Rodentia, Muridae. Gene Ontology annotation, molecular function: metal ion binding; 1-phosphatidylinositol-3-phosphate 5-kinase activity; 1-phosphatidylinositol-5-kinase activity. The record is from RefSeq and is a predicted model, not a curated record. Gene Ontology annotation, biological process: phagosome-lysosome fusion; melanosome organization; intracellular signal transduction. Gene Ontology annotation, cellular component: vesicle membrane; cytoplasmic vesicle.